Molecule: messenger RNA, 2085 nt
Organism: Aedes albopictus (Asian tiger mosquito)
Lineage: Eukaryota; Metazoa; Arthropoda; Insecta; Diptera; Culicidae
Exons: 1
Coding region: 1-2085 (694 amino acids)
Source: RefSeq, a predicted model, not a curated record
AUGGCUAAGGACUGCCGAAGUAGUUUGUGUAGAACGUGUGGGAAGAAGCAUCACAGUAUGCUACAUCUACCAACACCGGUGUCGAAUUCGGCGGUUAUCACUCCACCGAACGAAGAGCAAAUGCCGAACACUACCCAAGCGUGUACAGCUAUCUGUUCUACAGCAACCACUACAUCUCAAGCUGAGAUAUCGUUAUCGGUCGCAAAUGCACCACCGGUGGUGCUCACGCGUUCGUUACCCCAGCCAGCCGCGCCGGUCUCGCAAAAUGAUUCGUCGCCUCACGCCACGAUCGACCAACCCCCCUCUCCGUCGCCGGUUGUUUCGCUCGAUCGCAACGAAUCUGAACCAACCCCAUACUGCGCCCAGCCUCCACAGCCUCUACCACCCGCCACAUCGUUGACCCAAGCAAACAAUACUUUUGAAAGCAUUGUGUUCCUAUCGACGGCUGUUGUUCGAGUUCGAGAUGUGAAUAACGUGUACCACUAUGCACGGGCUCUAUUGGACAGUGGUUCCCAAUUGAACUUUGUUCCUGAAUCACUGUGCCAGAAAUUAGAUCUCAAGCGUACACGAAUCAGCCUUCCGGUUAGCGGUAUCGGGCAAGCCACCGUAAACGUACACUUCAAGGUGAAUAUCGCGCUCGCGUCACGGUUCGGCGGUUUCGAACAAGAAAUAGACUGUUUGGUCCUACCGAAACUCACCGUGAGUCUUCCUAGUCGAAGUGUAGACAUUUCUCGCUGGACCAUUCCGCGUAACUUGCCGUUAGCUGAUCCGAGGUUCAACAUUUCCCACGGAGUGGAUCUCAUUGUUGGAGCGGAACUGUUUUUCGCUCUUUUCGAAUCCCAAAGGCUAACCCUCGCUGACGGAUUUCCAAUUUCGCAGAAAACUGUAUUAGGGUAUGUGGUAUCUGGCACAUCCCCCGCAGAGGCGCAGAAGACGGUAGUGUGCCACGUUGCUACCGAACAAGAUCUAAACGCCCAUCUGGAACGGAUGUGGGAGGUCGACGAUUUCGACGCUGGACGAGUGCUAACGCAGGAAGAGCAGCAUGUAGAAGACCACUUCAUGCGCACCGUAUCCCGUGACGACACAGGACGAUACGUUGUACGCCUACCGCUUAGAGAAACCAGCGUCCCAUUCCUUGGGGAUUCCUACAAGGCUGCAGCCAAUAGAUUUUCGAUGAUGGAAAGGCGUUUUGCCAAAGACGACGAGCUGCGUGUGGAAUAUACGCAGUUUAUGGAGGAAUAUCUUAGGCUGGGGCAUAUGGAGGAGUGUUCCCGCAUCGAUGGUCCUCAGUUUUACCUCCCGCACCACGCUGUACGCCGGCCAGAAAGCACGACCACAAGAACCAGAGUCGUCUUCGACGCGAGCAGCAAAUCCCAUGGCCAAUUGUCGCUGAACGAUGUCCUUUUCACCGGCCCAACGGUACAGCCAGCUUUGCUCGCCGUGGUUGUUAAUUUCCGGCUUCCCAGGUACGUAUUCUCCGCAGACGCCGAAAAAAUGUUUCGGCAAGUGUGGGUCCACCAGGACGAUCGAAGAUUCCAAUCUGUCGUUUGGCGUUCGGAUCCGUCUCAACCGUUGAAGCACUACCACCUGAAAACGGUGACCUACGGAUUGGCCAGCUCACCGUAUCAAGCUGCCCGCUUCCUAAAUAAGCUCGCUGAAGAUGAUGGAGACCAAUAUCCCCUAGCCGCACCAGUUGUUAUAAAGCGCUUCUACGUGGAUGAUGCCUUUGCUGGAGGAGACAACUUAGAGGAGGUUGCGGAGACAUGUCGGCAGUUACAAGAGCUUCUCGCUAAUGGGGGUUUCACCCUUCGUAAGUGGUCUGCCAACGACCCUACCGUGCUACGUCACAUACCCAGUGAACUGCUUGGAGCAACCGGCCCAACGGAAAUCGGACGUAGUAUGGUCACAAAGGCACUAGGAUUACAGUGGAACCCAAUCACUGAUAAGCUCAGUUUCCAAGUUCCCGACCUGGAAAAUCUAGACAUCGUCACCAAACGAGCCGUGGUAUCCGAAAUGUCAAGGCUCUUUGACCCCUUAGGCCUACUGGGGCCGGUAGUCAUAAGCGCAAGGAUGUUCGUUCAAUGA